This is a messenger RNA of Stylonychia lemnae, 1206 nucleotides long. The record is from the annotation of a GenBank genome assembly. Lineage: Eukaryota; Ciliophora; Spirotrichea; Sporadotrichida; Oxytrichidae.
AUGAAGAUCAUCAGUAAAUUCCUCCUUGGACUAUUAAUUGCUUAUAUUCCGAAGUACUAAUCAGUUUGCUACAAAAACUCAUAUAUCAGAGGCUCUGGAACACCUCUAGAUACCUGUAGAGAUGGGUUAGUUAACGAUAACUCACUUUGCUAUGAACCAUGCAAGGCUGGUUUCACUAAUGGAGGGCUACUUUGCUACGCAGCAUGCCCUUCAGGCUUCACCAAUUCUGGAGCUCAUUGUAUCAAGCCUUCGUCAUAUAGUAGAGGUGCUGGCUAUCCUCUCUGGUAGUAAGACAAAUGUGUUAAAGAGAAUCCAUAAGGGUGUGAAAAUCCAGCAGGUAUUUGGUACCCGAAAUGUGCUCCUGGUUUUCAUGCUGCUGGAUGCUGCAUCUGUUCACCUGAUUGCCAAUCAGAUUAACUCAUUGAUGUUGGAGUGUCAUGCUAGAAGAAAACUUAUUCUCGUACUACUCCAGAGAUACUUGGAUGUGCUAAAAGUCUUGAGAAAGAUGGAGGGUUAUGCUACCCACCUUGCAAAGAAGGAUUUAAAGGAGUGGGAUCAGUAUGCUGGUAGACAUGCCCAGAUGGAAUGACUGAUUGUGCAGCUUUGUGUUCAAAUGGCGCAAAAGAAUGCGCAGAAGUUACAGCAGCAAUAGUAGCUGAUGUAUUCUCUCUUGGAUUAGCUUUUGCCGAUCCUCUAAAUGCAGUUGGUACUAUUGAUGGAGCUGUAAAUGCAGCAACUAAAACAGCAACAGAUCUCACUAAUGACUACUGUCCAACUCCUGAGGAAGCUAGAUAGCAACAAUUAAAAUAAUAGCAAGCUGAUCAAGCCAAACAGUAACAACAAUAGCAAUAGUAACAAUAAUAACAAGCUCCAUAAAUUGUUUACGUUUUACCUCCAUAUCCAUACCCUUAUCAAACGAACAUGACUGGUUACUAAUAUCCACCAUACCCGUACCCUUACCCUUAUCCAAUGAUGAACCAAUCAUACCAAAUGCCAAUUCCAUAGUAAUAAGCUUAACCAGCACCAAAAGUACAAUUAUACAGAUCAAUAAGCUAAAAACCAGUUUAUUUCUUAAGAAAUCAAAUUCCUCAAGAGUAAGAAAUAGCAGUUUAAUCAUAGAAUCAAAAAAUAAACCAUCACUAAUAUAAAAAUAUUGGAGUUCAUGGGCAUAUUCAUGAAGAUCAUAUUGAUAUAUAUCAAGAUUGA